Messenger RNA from Linum tenue, 312 nucleotides. The record is from the annotation of a GenBank genome assembly. Lineage: Eukaryota; Viridiplantae; Streptophyta; Magnoliopsida; Malpighiales; Linaceae.
AUGGUACGUCCGGAGGCGCGCACAGUAACGGUGCACUGCCAAUCCAAAGACGAUGACCUCGGCUUCCACGAUCUCGGCGUCUUCCACGAGUACAGUUGGAGCUUUCAUCCCAACGCCUUGGGCGGGACGCUGUUCUGGUGCCGCCUUUAUAUUGCGGAAACCGAUCAGUGUCUUGUCUUCGACGCAUACCGUCAGAACCAACACAGCGGCAACCACGUUUUGCGGUGGGAGGUCGAGGGUGCCGAUGGGGUUACGGGCAAAACCGAGAACGGGGUUCCGGUGCGCGACGUGGCCUAUUGGCACCCGUGUUGA